Molecule: messenger RNA, 2260 nt
Organism: Pocillopora meandrina
Lineage: Eukaryota; Metazoa; Cnidaria; Anthozoa; Scleractinia; Pocilloporidae
Source: the annotation of a GenBank genome assembly
AUGAAAGCUGGCACAAGAGAUAUUUUAAUUCGCUUCACUUUAGUUGCGUUGUUUCUAUUAAUUGGCGCUGCAGUUUUUCAAGUCCUUGAAAGUACAACAGAUCCACGCGAACUUGAACUGGCGGAAGACGCCGACAAAGCAACUCUGGAGAAAAUGCGAACAAACUUAAGCGUGAAUAUGUCGAAGGAAGAAUUUGACGAUCUAGUGAACAAGCUUCAUAAAUUUCAAGAAGAUCAUCACCAAAGAGCGUCAAGCUAUGAGUGGACGUUUUAUGCUUCACUUUAUUUCUCGUCGAGUGUUAUAACCACAAUCGGUAAGGGUCUAAUGGUUAAGUUAUCAGUUUUCAGUUACAAGGAUAGCUCAACAUCCAUAUAAUUUCUAUGAAGUGCUAUCGAAGGCUCCCAUGUUUAUCCACUACUCUGUAAAAACGUCCUGUCUACACCGUUGUUUACAACUCGGAAGAAAGAAGAACAGACUGACCCAUCCUCUUCACAACUGACUGCGGAGGCGUACCAGUUCGAAAUCGCAUAGCUCACUUUCAGAGCAAAUAUUAUUGAUUUUAGACGCUGUGUUAGAAAUUGUCACCUUAUUCGUCUCGUAGUCUUCCUAAGUUUUUGCCUCCAAACUCGUAAUCUUUUCAGGCUGCACGAAUAUAAUAUAUAUAUAUGUGUUGCCUUGAUCAUGUAAGUUUUCCAUUCAGUUUAUUGACGACUGGAUUUUAUUGGGAGAGAUUUGGGGAUGCUUGAAAGACAGUUACAGUCUUGAAUUCAUCGUCAAAACGUUCAAACAUUGAUAUUUGAGCUAUAAGCUACAAUUUAAAAAUGGUUCAACUUUAGGCUUCACUUCCCCUUUAAUACAUAUCUUUUGUAACAGUAAAUUGUUCAAUCACUCAUGCACUUUCAUGAUCGAUCGGCCUCUCGACAGACAACCAGGAAGCAAAUUUGUCCGUCAGCUUGAAAGUUGGUCCGUUGGUCAGCUAGCCAAUCAGAUCGUAAGCCAGUCAAAGUCAAUCAUCUAGGAACCAGGGAGGGGGAAAGCCAUGAUCCCGGUUCAUCGUCAGUCAGUUUGAUACCUAACUAGUCACACCACUCAGUCAGCUAAUACCCCCAUGCCUAUUUCUUUGAUGCACUGACGCUCAAUUCUCUGAUUUCAGGCUAUGGCCACAUGGCUCCUGCCACAUUUGGCGGCCGGUUAUUUUGUGUUUUUUACGCGCUAUUUGGUAUACCUCUCUGUAUGUUGGCGUUGAAAUCAAUAGGAGAGAGAAUCAACGAAUUGAUCGAAAACGGUUUUAUUUUGAUCAGUUCAAAGUACCAGCUCCAACAAGACAAAGGCAUUAAGAUUAAGGUGCUAUUAAGCACUGCUGCCCUGGUCCUAGUCCUUCUCAUGCUCGGUGGACUGCUGUAUUUGUCAGAAGGCUGGAGCUACUUUGACGGAGUUUACUACUGCUUUAUAGGUAUGGCUUACGUAAGUUAUUAUAGGCAAGACAAUGAACUAAUAGCAAGCGUAUUUGGAACACAAAGGUACUUAGGAACAUACCAUGAUAAGCUGAUGAUUAAAAUGUCCAUGAUCUUCAGGCGGAUGAAUUCCUUAGCUCAUUCAAUCAUCAAUUCAUUUGUUCAUUAAUUCAGUCAUUCAAAAGCUCACAAUGUCCAUAUUAUGAACGAAUGACUUGUUGAAAGCAGAGAAAUAUUAUCGUUCGUAAACCAUUCAACUGAUAAAAAUGUUAAGGUUUAUUCUUUGUAAAUUUAUAAACUAAAUAAGUCAUUAGAUCAUGUUUUCUUUUAUCAGCUUUAAGCACUAUUGGGUUUGGGGAUAUGGUACCUAGAAAAGGCCAGGAGCCUUCAUCUGGGAUCCAAACGCUGGAACUUGUCGUCCGGGGUUUCUACAUUGUAUUCGGCCUCGCCCUUGUGUCGAGUCUACUCUCUGCAGUUGUAGCGGCAGCUGAAGUAUUGAACAGAUGGAACGGCUUCAAAAGGACAAAAGGUGUGUAUAAGGAUUCACUAAAAAUUUUUACAGCAAAGUUCAGGUGGAAACCGUUUUAUUGUGACUCGUUUUUUCUUUCCUCUUCUCUUAACCAGGUCUUUGCUGUCACAGAAGGACGGGUGCAAAUAUCACAGAGGAACUGGUUCCAGUAUCUGAUGGCUUGUACACAGUCUCUCGCAACCUGGAUAAUAUUGUGUUUCCAUCAGUCAUUCCUUUCAGACGAUUUGCUUCACAUCAGUCAACACCGCUGAUAAAUGAUCCACGCUGGCUUUACUGA